Molecule: messenger RNA, 969 nt
Organism: Morchella importuna
Lineage: Eukaryota; Fungi; Ascomycota; Pezizomycetes; Pezizales; Morchellaceae
Exons: 9
Coding region: 1-969 (322 amino acids)
Molecular function (GO): hydrolase activity
Source: RefSeq, a predicted model, not a curated record
AUGGGUAUCCUGAUUUAUCGUAAGGUGGCUUGGGCUUAUGAGAAUAAAAUUAUUGACCAGUGCUUGUUAGAUGGUACAAAGCCCGAUAGCCCCGAGCUAGGUGUCCUAGACUCCUGGCUUACUGGCCGGAUACCAAUCACGGUAGUAAUCAUGGCUUCUGCCUGUUGUGUCCAAGGUACUCUCCAAAAUGAUUCGCCAAAUGGCACUGUAACCGUUAUCCACGGUCUCGAUACCUAUGUCGCGUCUGGAGACUCCUCAAAGGGAGUCAUUGUAAUAAUACCAGACGUAUUUGGCUGGCUUUUGAUAAACACUCGUCUAUUGGCCGAUGUAUACGCUAGGAAGACUGGCUUGUCGGUUUAUGUCCCUGACUUCAUGUUUGGCGAUUCAUUUCCAGUAGAGAAUAUGCAGGUCUUAUCACCCGUUGAUGGUACAGUCCCGACUAUGACAGCAAAAGUUAAAACUCUAGGGAAGCUUGGAGCUUGGAUGUUUCGCCAUCGAGAGGCCGUUUCAUGGAAGAUAAUCAACGGUUUCUUUGAAGCAAUCCACAAAGAGAACACUACCCGCAAGGUUUUCGUCUCCGGUUUUUGUUGGGGAGGAAGAUAUGCUUGCUUGCUCGCCCAAAGGGAGAAAUGGCUUUUGAGUGAUAGGACUUAUAGAGAAGGUGGACUUGUUGAUGCUGUGUUUGCGGCACAUCCAUCUCUGCUUGCAAUUCCAAAGGAUAUAGAGCUCAUUGCGAAGCCUGUGAGUUUUGCGAUGGCUGAGGAGGAUGAACGUCUCCCUAUGAAAGACGUCGAGAAAAUUAUAGAGAUUCUCGGAAAGCAGAAGAUGUUUAAGAGCGAGGUUGUUACUUAUGACGGCGCCAAACAUGGCUUUGCUUUGAGGGGAAAUAUUGAGAUCCAGGCUCAGAGGGAGAAUAUGGAGAACUCCCAGGACCAGGCGGUGAAUUGGUUCAAACAGUACCUAGACUAG